AUGAACUCCGCGGAAUGGCUCUCGGACAGCGAAAUUCGGUGCAAUGUCCCAGCUCUGGCGAUGACGAUGAGGGGCAACAUGACGACAGACCGUUCGCUGAUGGUGUUCCUUGCGGCCAAGCACAGCACGGGCUUUCGGACGCAGGUCAGCACUUUGCCGGACAUCCACCUUCUGCCUCCGGUGCAGAUUCUCCGUGUGGAGCCUGAGAUCAUGGCGGUGGUGGAGCGCAAUGACACCAGCAGCGUGCCUUUGUUGUACCUGCGAGUCUUCGGUGAGGAGCAUUUUCUGAAGCAUGCCGCGCGAAGCCGGACGAAGCGGCCUGGCACCCAGGGGGUCUCACCGUAA
Messenger RNA from Symbiodinium necroappetens, 345 nucleotides. The record is from the annotation of a GenBank genome assembly. Lineage: Eukaryota; Dinophyceae; Suessiales; Symbiodiniaceae.